Molecule: messenger RNA, 1190 nt
Organism: Cucurbitaria berberidis CBS 394.84
Lineage: Eukaryota; Fungi; Ascomycota; Dothideomycetes; Pleosporales; Cucurbitariaceae
Exons: 3
Coding region: 54-1190 (378 amino acids)
Biological process (GO): D-xylose catabolic process
Cellular component (GO): cytosol
Molecular function (GO): D-xylose reductase (NADPH) activity
Source: RefSeq, a predicted model, not a curated record
CAGGUGCCUUGGUGCGUUUUCUGAUCUAUUCUUUGGAGAUCUGAAAUAAGGACAUGGUUGCUGGGCGUUAUUGCCGUGCGAGUAUUAAUACAGUGCGCGCCUGCUCUUCUACAAUUCGAUUCAGACCUUCGUUACUUCCUCCAGAUCGCACUUGUAUAUCAAGAACCUCACCUUGCCCGAAGUUCACCACGUUUACGAACCGUAGCUACUUCGCAACUAUGGCUAUCGACACACCCUACGUCACGCUGAACGAUGGCAAUAAGAUGCCUCAGGUCGGGUUUGGACUGUGGAAAGUCGACAAUGAUACCUGUGCGGAUACUGUCUAUAAUGCCAUCAAGACAGGAUACAGGUUGUUCGAUGGAGCUUGCGACUAUGGUAACGAAGUCGAAGCCGGCCAGGGCGUCGCCCGCGCUAUCAAGGACGGCCUCGUAAAACGCGAAGAGCUUUUCAUCGUCUCCAAGCUCUGGCAGAGCUUCCACGACUACGAGCAAGUCGAGCCCAUUACUAAGAAACAGCUCGCGGAUUGGGGCGUCGAUUACUUCGACCUAUACCUGAUCCACUUCCCCGUCGCGCUAAAGUACGUUGCGCCUGAGACGCGGUACCCGCCGGGUUGGUACUAUGAUGGUGAGAGCAAGAUUGAGCACAGCAAUGCGAGCUUGGAGAGCACGUGGAGAGCAUUUGAGGAUAUCCAGAAGAAUGGCCUAGCGAAGAGCAUUGGUGUUUCCAACUACAGCGGUGCGCUGCUCCUAGAUUUGUUCACGUAUGCGAAGGUCAAGCCCGCGACACUGCAGAUUGAGCAUCAUCCGUACUAUGUUCAGCCAUACCUUAUUAAGCUGGCGGAGCAACAUGGCAUCAAGGUCACGGCGUACUCGUCGUUCGGCCCGCAGUCGUUCAUUGAGUGCGACAUGAAGAUUGCCGCGGACACGCCUCUUCUCUUCGAUCACCCGGUCGUCACGAAGAUCGCCGAAGCACAUGGCAAGACACCUGCGCAGGUUCUUCUACGCUGGUCCACGCAGCGGGGUAUCUCGGUCAUCCCAAAGAGUAACUCUCAGCACCGUCUGCAGCAGAACCUGGAUGUCACCAGCUUCGAUUUGAAGGACGGCGAGAUCCAGGCGAUUUCCGACCUGGACAAGAACCUCAAGUUCAACGCUCCUACCAACUACGGCAUUGCUUGCUACGUCUUCGCUUAG